This is a messenger RNA of Rotaria sp. Silwood2, 1182 nucleotides long. NCBI's taxonomy places the organism in Eukaryota, Metazoa, Rotifera, Eurotatoria, Philodinida, Philodinidae. The record is from the annotation of a GenBank genome assembly.
AUGCCAUUUUGUGCACAUCUAUUUUCUGAACCACAAAUUGAGUUAUAUGCCAAUUAUUGUAAAAAAGAAAAAUAUUCAUAUGUUCAUAUCGAUGCUACGGGUGGUGUGUUAAAACGCAUUUCUGGACAAGGUCAAACAUUACUUUAUGCAAUGGUUUUCAAAGAUGGAACUGAUUCUAUUAAUACUAUUCCACUUGCACACGCAUUUCUUUCGAAUCAUACGGUUCCUAGUAUUACUUAUUUCUUAGGAAAUUUAGCCCACGAAAUUACCGACUUAAAAAAAAAAUUAAUUCGUCCUUCUUUUUUUGUAAUUGAUUUUUCUGCUGCUCUUAUGAAUUCUAUUCUUCAAGCAUUCAAUCAAGAAAGUAUUAAUACUCAUUUAAAUCGAUGUUGGAAUGUUUUAAAUCGAAGUUAUAACACUGUACAACUGCGAGAAUUAUCAUUUAUACAUUUAUGUUGCGCUCAUGUAAUUAAAGCUAUAGCAAGAAGCUUAAAUGCUGCACGUAUAGAUAAAAAAAUUCGACGAGGUAUAUUACAUAUAUUUAUGCUUAUUUUAUGUGGCAAUAAUCUCAAUCAAUUAUAUGAUAUUCUUGGCUUAGUGAUUAAUAUAUUCGGUGACCCAGACGAACAGAACGCAAAAGAAAAAUUCGAAAAAUUGCUCUCUCUUGAAUUAGAUAUAGAUGAAGAAAGUGUUACUUUAUUAUCUGAUCACAAGAAAACAUUAAAAGAAGCGAAAAAGGAAAAUGAUAAAUUAAAAGUUGUAGAUGAAUAUUUUCGUUCAAGUACUGCUAUUAUCCAUCAAUCACCUUUUAAUAUAGAAGCUAUUCGACGUUAUCCUCAUCUUAAAACUCUUAUUAAUAACAAAUUCAAGUACGAUACAAAUGUUAAUCCAUUAUUUUCUCCACUUCUUAUACGCAUUUUCUAUCGAUGGUGGGCGUAUUUGCCAUUAUGGACAGGCGUACUAUGGAAUUUUGAAGAACGAUAUUCAAAUAAUCUGGAAAUUAAUGCAUCUGUUAUAUAUAAUCCAAUUCGUUAUUCAAAUGCGGUUAUUGAGAGUUAUUUUCGUACAUUUAAAAGUAGCAUUUUAAAACACAAAGUUGGUACUCAACCACAAAAAAUAAUCGAAGAACUACAUCGAAGCAUUCAAGUACAACUGAAAGCUCUUCAAUACAAAGUAACAUAA